This is a messenger RNA of Dromaius novaehollandiae (emu), 7046 nucleotides long. It is a transcript of the gene NAT10, whose product is annotated as N-acetyltransferase 10. Lineage: Eukaryota; Metazoa; Chordata; Aves; Casuariiformes; Dromaiidae. The transcript has 28 exons. The record is from RefSeq and is a predicted model, not a curated record. The coding region runs from base 163 to 3228 and encodes 1021 amino acids. Gene Ontology annotation, molecular function: 18S rRNA cytidine N-acetyltransferase activity; tRNA binding; ATP binding. Gene Ontology annotation, biological process: rRNA acetylation involved in maturation of SSU-rRNA. Gene Ontology annotation, cellular component: 90S preribosome; nucleolus.
GCGCGCGCGCCGUGCGCUCGCGCCGCCCCCACGUGGUGCGGUGCGGUGCGGUGCGGUGCGGUGCGCUCGCCGGGAGCCGUUGGCCGGAGCCGUUGGCGGACAAGCCAAACAGCAAGAGCAGGCCCCCCCCCCCCCCCGCUCCGGCCCCCCUUCGCCGCCGCCAUGCAGCGCAGGAAGGUGGACAACCGCAUUCGGGUGCUGAUCGAGAACGGCGUGGCCGAGCGGCAGCGGGCCCUCUUCGUCGUGGUCGGCGACCGCGGCAAAGACCAGGUGGUAAUCCUUCACCACAUGUUGUCUAAAGCAACUGUAAAGGCCAGACCCUCUGUCCUAUGGUGUUACAAAAAAGAGCUGGGGUUUAGCAGCCACCGAAAGAAGCGAAUGAGACAGCUACAGAAGAAGAUUAAAAGUGGGACUUUAAACGUAAAAGAUGAUGAUCCUUUUGAGUUAUUUAUAGCAGCUACAAACAUUCGCUACUGCUAUUACAACGAGACUCAUAAGAUUCUUGGUAACACUUUUGGCAUGUGUGUACUUCAGGAUUUUGAAGCCUUGACUCCAAACCUGCUAGCUAGAACUGUUGAAACAGUAGAAGGGGGUGGAAUUGUGGUGAUUCUCCUGCGAACUAUGAACUCGUUGAAGCAGCUCUAUACAAUGACCAUGGACGUACACUCUCGCUACAGAACAGAGACACACCAAGAUGUAGUAGGAAGGUUUAAUGAAAGGUUCAUUCUGUCUCUGGCCUCCUGCAAGAAUUGCAUCGUGAUUGAUGAUCAACUGAACAUCUUGCCCAUCUCCACUCAUGUUGCAAACAUCACACCUGUUCCACCGCAGUCGCAGGAAGACAGUCUCCGGCCCCAGGAUCUAGAGCUGAAAGAGCUGAAGGAAAGCCUGCAGGAUACACAGCCUGUAGGAGUUCUGGUGGAUGGCUGUAAAACUCUGGAUCAGGCAAAAGCAGUUCUGAAAUUUAUUGAAGCCAUUUCUGAGAAGACUCUAAGGAGCACCGUGGCAUUAACAGCAGCUAGAGGACGUGGUAAAUCUGCUGCUUUGGGGCUGGCUAUUGCUGGAGCAGUAGCUUUUGGUUAUUCCAAUAUCUUUGUCACAUCUCCCAGCCCUGAUAACCUUCACACUCUCUUUGAGUUCAUAUUUAAAGGCUUUGAUGCACUUCAAUAUCAGGAACAUCUAGAUUAUGAGAUUAUUCAGUCUUUAAACCCUGAGUUUAACAAGGCUGUUGUCAGAGUGAAUGUGUUUAAGGAGCACAGACAGACCAUUCAGUACAUACAUCCUGCUGAUUCUGUGAAACUGGGUCAAGCUGAACUUGUUGUGAUUGAUGAAGCUGCUGCCAUCCCUCUCCCCCUCGUGAAAAAUCUGCUAGGCCCGUACCUUGUUUUCAUGGCUUCUACAAUAAAUGGGUAUGAGGGAACUGGUCGAUCAUUAUCUCUGAAGCUCAUUCAGCAGCUCCGGCAACAAAGUGCACAAGCCCAAGUCUCAAUGACAGCAGAGAACAAAUCUACAGCUACAGCUAAACUCACCUCAGCUCGUACGUUGCAUGAAGUCUCCCUCCAUGAGUCAAUUAGAUAUGCCCCUGGCGACCCUGUUGAAAAGUGGCUAAAUGACCUGCUGUGUUUGGACUGUCUCAGCAUCACCAGAAUUAUCUCUGGCUGCCCACUGCCUGAGACCUGUGACCUUUAUUAUGUAAAUAGAGACACACUGUUUUGUUACCACAAAGCAUCAGAAGUUUUUCUGCAGAGACUGAUGGCUCUCUAUGUGGCUUCACACUACAAGAACUCUCCCAAUGACCUCCAAAUGUUAUCCGAUGCACCUGCCCAUCAUCUUUUUUGCCUUCUGCCCCCUGUUCCACCUACCCAGAAUUCAUUGCCAGAAGUACUUGCUGUUGUUCAGGUGUGCAUGGAGGGAGAGAUCUCUCGCCAGUCUAUAAUGAAUAGCCUUUCGAGGGGAAAGAAAGCUUCUGGUGACCUUAUUCCCUGGACCAUUUCAGAGCAGUUCCAAGAUCCAGAUUUUGGGAGCCUCUCUGGUGGACGUGUUGUUCGCAUUGCAGUCCAUCCGGAUUAUCAGGGGAUGGGCUACGGCAGCAGAGCUCUGAAUUUACUGCAGAUGUACUAUGAAGGCAAAUUCCCUUGUCUGGAAGAAAAAACAAUUCAGAGGCCCAAAGAAAUUGCAACUGUAAGCAGUGAGACUGUUAGUUUGUUAGAAGAGGUUGUGACACCUCGGAAAGACUUGCCUCCUUUGCUUCUCAAACUGAGUGAGAGACAAGCUGAGAGCUUAGACUAUCUAGGUGUAUCUUAUGGCCUAACACCAAGAUUACUGAAGUUUUGGAAGCGUGCUGGAUUUGUGCCAGUUUAUCUAAGGCAGACACCAAAUGACCUGACUGGUGAGCAUUCAUGCAUCAUGCUGAAGACGCUGAAUGAAGAGGACACUGAACAGGAGCCUUGGCUUACUGCCUUCUGGAAAGAUUUUAGGAGGAGGUUCCUUUCUCUUCUUUCCUACCAGUUCAGCACUUUCUCUCCCUCCUUGGCAUUGAAUAUUCUACAAAACAAAAAUAUCAAACAGCAGUCACAACCCUCCAUCAGCCGUGCUGAAUUAGAAGCUGUUUUCAUCCCAUAUGACCUGAAGAGGUUAGAGAUGUACUCUCGCAAUAUGGUGGACUAUCAUCUGAUCAUGGAUAUGGUACCUGCUGUUGCCAGGAUGUUUUUUCUCAACCAGCUGGGUGAUAUUUCUCUCUCUGCUGCACAGUCGGCCCUUCUUCUAGGGAUUGGCCUACAGCAUAAAUCUCUGGACCAACUGGAAAAGGAGGUGGAACUGCCCAGCAGUCAACUGAUGGGCCUCUUCAACAGAAUUAUCCGCAAAGUAGUCCAGUUGUUCAACACAGUCCAGGAAAAGGCUGUGGAGGAGCAGAUGGUAGCAACAAAGGAUAUUGUAAUGGAGCCAACGCUGAAAUCUUUAAAUGAUGAUCUGGAAGAAGCCGCAAAGGAAUUCCAAGAAAAACACAAGCAAGAAGUGGGGAAGCUGAAGGAAAUGGACCUUUCACAAUAUAUUAUUCGGGGUGACGACGAAGAAUGGAAUGAGGUGCUGAGCAAAGCAGGACAGAAUGCUUCCAUCGUCAGUUUGAAAAGUGAGAAGAAGAGAAAGCUAGAAACAGUAAGAGGACCUAAGCAACAGAAGAAGUUUAAGAAGACUAAAGAUCCAAAGCAGAAGUGGAAGAAAUUACUUUGAAGCCAAUCAAUGAACUUGAAUUAAUGACUGACGGGUCUGUACUUAAGAAGUACUAUUCUCCUUUCAAAGCAAAGGACUUCCUUUGGAGCGGAGGGAGAGGGGAGAAAAAAAGCCUUAGGGACAUUUUAAAAAGCAGUUUAUAUUAAGGGACAUGCAGUGACACUGCCAGGAGACAGUCUAUAGAGAUUUUUAUGAAGUGUAACUGCAGAGCUUGCAACACACUGACAUAUUAUGAGGGUGCUUUAGCAGCUACAGAGUUUCCAUUUAGUCAAGGCAGAUCAAUCUGUAAACUUUCCUGCAUCUUGCUGGUUGAUAUCUUUAUUAAAAAAGAAUUUGGACAACAAAGGAUAGAAAUGUAUUAGGCUUUGGCAUGUGACUCUUACAUUGUAGCAUUUUUGACAUCUUGAUAUAUUCAGUUACUGGUUCGGUAGUAUUGCCCUUCCUUUGUAGCUUGAGGGAUUUCUCACUUGAGUCGCAACUGAGAUUUUAUAUGGGGCUUGCUAUUCAGUGAGGCCACGUUGUUGAUGCAGACUCAUGAUGUGGUCCUUGCUCACAGGAGCUCAGGAUAUACAAUGAACACAUCUAUUUUGGAAGGCAGUCUACAGUUCCUGCUUACUGUGCUCUAUAAGGAGCUGUAAUAAAGGCUCCUUUUUUGCAUUCACACUUGCUUGUAAGCUCUCAGCAUUCCAGCGGCUCAGUAAUUUACAUUUCCUAGUUCUCAAGCAGGCUAGGAUGAUUAACAGGUGCUGGGAAAGCUGCUUCUGCCAGCCUGUCUCCCCUGCUGUCUGCUUACCUAGAGCUGCUACUUGGCUUUGUUGGAAAGUCUUGUGUUAAUGUUACCAAGAAAUCAGCACCAUCAUACCAACACCUGGUCUUAGUGGUAUUCUCUUUAUGCUCAGGGCAGGUCAAACAGGCAAGCCACUGAGCUCCGCAGCUCUGCUAGUCUGCGGUUCCCACUUGGCAACAAGUGGGUGCUAGUUUAGAGCUGAGACUUUUGUGACUGCAGUACUCUAGUUCUGGUGCCUGUUGCACUCCAGUGGUUUAAAAACCAGGGCAAGUCUCUGACACAGAACUGUCCUUGUCCCGAACCUGAGCAUCCUGCUGCAUUGGCUUGAUGUUCCAGCUUCAUGGUGUGAAGGUUUGGAAACUAGACUUACUCAUGGCUGCAUGUACUGCUGCAGUUGAUUUGCUUGUAGAUCUCAAUACUCUUACCAGCAAAUCCUUAAAGAAACAGUUUCUUCCCAGUUAAAGGCAGUAUUUCUUCUCUGGGAAGCUAUUCUAUGAAGCCUUUUGGCUAAGGAUAGGCCUUGUACAACGCAGCCUGUACAUACCUUUGGUUAACAGACCAGUCUGUAAGUUGGCAGCAACAGCACUUCCCCCACCCUCGAGGCAGUUGAGCCCUGAGAUGGGGAGAUCUGCAGCUGCAGCUUUUAAAGGCUUAAUGAGGGGCCCUGUUAUCCCCAGCUGUGCUGAAAGAGCAGCACUAGGGGACCUGCAGGGGUGAGGUAGUGGCAUGCUGCCCUGAAGGGUUCCUAAAGGAGCUGUGCAAGGAGUAAGCAGGGAAGGUAAGAAGUGUGAAGCUCUUCACAGCUGCCUGGGGAGUCCUCAGAAGAAAAUGUGAGUGUGAAUUUUCUCUCUUUUUGCUGUUGUUAAUGGAAGGGUAAGUGAUGUCCCUGGUGGGAGAGGGGUGCAGGGCUAUGACCCACUUGCUUUGGGGAGUGGUGUGUGCUGGAUGUGCUGCUGCCUAGAUCCUGUCUCUGCUUGACUUUGUUUUGAGGGGCAAAUGACUGACUUGUACCACAGUAGUGGUGCGGGUAAGGGAAUUACUGUUAUGCCAGGCUAGGGCAGGAGGGGCUGCAGCUAGUGUUGGAGCCUUUCCUGGGAUGCUCCCCAGCCUGGUGAAAAGGAAACCAGUUCUGCCAAACGGUAGUGGUGCAGAGUGGUGCUGACUGGAAAGUUGAGUGUGGAGGCUCUUCUCUUGUCCCAGGGGUCUGUUGGAUCAAAGGCUGGGAAGCCCAGUGUAAGAAAAGCACAUUUCCUGUGGAUACCUGUUGGACUGUACGGUUUUCUAGUGUCUUGCUUAGUUCAACAGAGAAACCUCUGGAGCUGGUGACAUUUGUGUGAGGGAUGAUUAUGGCAAUUAAAGUUUUUUCUAGCGAUUGUCCAGGGUUGGUCAUAUCCUUUAGCCCUUUGUGGGAGGGACUACGGCGAUGUGCUUGGAGUGGUAAUUAGGUAAGGAACUGGUAUCAAGUGGUUACUAUGUGAUGACUGAGUAAUGUUGACUUGCCUGCUUCACAUUCUCUGCUCAGAGAGAUUUGACCGUGGUCUAAUAGGCUGCAAGACAAAAGAUGCUUGAAUAUUAAAUACUUGUAGAGCCCUUUCAAAGCAGGUUGAAACUCUGUGCUAAUACAGCAGGUGUAACUGCUUAAGAUUCUCUGACCUAUGUGGAUUAUUGGAUUUGUUGGCCCAGGUGUAGUGUUUUAGUUUCUCUGGGUCUUAUUAUCUAAUAAGUGACAAUAGCAGAAGGCUUUUUCUAUUGUAUGUUACUUCUUGUGGCAAGAAAAUGCUAAUUUAAUGUCCAUAAAAUGCAGAAGUGGUGCAAAUUACAAUGAAUGUCUCAGGAGUGCUGUAAAACUAGUUCUUCCAGUAGGUUCAAAACUGUAAUGUUUAAGAGAAGUUUUAUUAUAAAACUCCCUUGUGCUGUUGAAAUUGGUUUGUGUUUUUCAGUGGCUAUGCUGAGGAUCAAAUGGUUAAAAAGUUCAAAAGAAGUUCAUAUUUAUAUGAAAAAUACAUGGAAGAAGUUCAUGCUUAUUUAUAAGGCCAUGCUGAGUAGCUGUUAAACUGUGCAAAUUUGACUGUCCUCCUCUCUCCAAAGCUGUGACCUGCACAGUCCAGGGGACCCUCAUCUAACAUGUGGCUGUGAUGAAGCUGUAUUAUGUAAGCCUUAAGUCAGACUGAGGUUUCUGGCUGUUUCAGAAAAUAUGGUCUCAUGGUAGUAGGCAGCAGUCAUAAAAACUUUGGCUCCUGACUUACUGGCACUGUUUUGGGGAAAGUAUGUUCACUUGUAAGGGAGCCAAACUGGCAGUGGGGCAAAAAUGAGCAAUGGUCAGCGUGUUGUUUGAGCCUGUCAAAGCGUGUGUGUGUUCGAAGGUGCAGGCUGCUUGUUGGAAAUAAAGGGGGGUAAGAAAAGUGGUGUCAUUUUAAUCUUUCUUUUUUUUUUUUUAACCAUUAAACCAAAUUACUUCUGCAAAGCAUUACUAUUAAGCAGUGUGAAAUGAAAUAGGAAACUUGACAGGUUCCCCUGCUCAGUUUGGAAGCAUUUGUGACGGCAGGCUAGGUUGGAGCCGAUCUAUGAGCAUAUUAGUCUGACAAAGUGUCUUGUAAAUUUUCUGUAGAUCGUUAGGGAAUAGAGUAGAUAAAAUUAAACUGGAUUCUUCAAGCAGACCAGGAUUUUGCUUUUUACCUGAUAUCUGCCUCUACUGCUCUCUGUCAAUAGGCUGCAGUAAUUUCUGCUCUGUUAUCUGUGAAUUGGAUAUACUGUAGUUGCAGUAAAAGACUUGAAGAAUUUGAGUUUAUACUUGGAUUUCUUAGGUGUUACUAGUGAGUGUACCCCCCCAUUCCAUUGGGAGUUGUAUUUAAGCAGAAUUUUGCUAUUUCUACAGAAAAUAGGUGUAUUCAGAGUCAAAUCAAUCUUUUCUUAAAUUUUCUGCAUACAUUUUAUGAUUACUGGCAGCUUUUGGGAUUCUUCUGCCUGUCUACUGCUCUUUGAACUGCAAAAUGGAAAAAAGUGCUCAAAUACUAAAGUAAGUGAGAAGUGG